Penaeus vannamei (Pacific white shrimp) is the source of this 597-nucleotide messenger RNA. Lineage: Eukaryota; Metazoa; Arthropoda; Malacostraca; Decapoda; Penaeidae. The record is from RefSeq and is a predicted model, not a curated record.
AUGCUGAUCAACAUGGCCGCGUACCACAACGCCCUCAUCGACACCUCAUACCCGCCCCACCACCUGCCCGCCAUGAACGGCGUGGGCGUGAACGGCGUGUCGCCCGCCCACAUCAACGGACACGCGGCCGGGCCCCUCAGCCACUCCGGCAGCCCCGGCAGCGGCCACCAGACUAGCGGCGGCCUCCAGCACCCACCCCAGCAGCAGCAGCAACAACAACAAUCUCAGCAGUCGCAGCAGCAGCAACAGUCCCAGCACCACCAGCACCAGCAGCUCGUGGCCUCCCUCAGCCACCCGGUCCACCAGCAGCAGCAGCAGCACCAGCAGCACCACACUGCUUCUCCGCCGCAUAAAGAACAUGACGCUAUCAAGCUGUUCAUAGGUCAGAUCCCGAGGCACAUGGAGGAGAAAGACCUGCGCCCUAUGUUCGACGAGUUCGGCAAGAUUUACGAGUUCACCGUCCUCAAGGACAAGCUCACCGGCAUGCAUAAAGAACCGCGCCACCAGCAGUACCUGACUGAACGCAAGCCAAUGGCAACUCAGUCCUCGGAUAUUGCAGAAGUUUCCUUGUGUAUGAGAUGCCUAAAGCACGAUUAA